Messenger RNA from Poecile atricapillus (Black-capped chickadee), 6733 nucleotides. It is a transcript of the gene DLGAP1, whose product is annotated as DLG associated protein 1. Gene Ontology annotation, biological process: signaling. Gene Ontology annotation, cellular component: postsynaptic specialization; glutamatergic synapse. Gene Ontology annotation, molecular function: molecular adaptor activity. Bases 1 to 2928 code for a protein of 975 amino acids. NCBI's taxonomy places the organism in Eukaryota, Metazoa, Chordata, Aves, Passeriformes, Paridae. The record is from RefSeq and is a predicted model, not a curated record. The transcript is spliced from 10 exons.
AUGAAGGGAUUAUCUGGCAGCCGCAGUCACCAUCACGGGGUUGCCUGUGACCCUGCAUGUGACAGCCUGCCACACCACCAGGACAGGAAGCCAUAUUUGUUAAACCCAGUGGAGCCCCACCCCACAGACCACCCUUACUACACUCAAAGGAACUCUUUCCAGGCCGAGUGCAUGGUGCCCUACAAUGAUCAGAUUGCCAGCAGCACGUUUCCCCGGAGGCAUUACAGCUCCCACCAUGAACUCAAGGACGAGUGUGCUCUGGUUCCCCAUGGAACUGCCAACAAGACCAACCGCAUCCCUGCCAACCUUUUGGACCAGUUUGAGCGGCAGCUGCCCCUGAAUCGGGAUGGCUACCACACACUGCAGUACAAGCGAACUGCCAUGGAGCACCGCAGCGACAGCCCGGGCAGGAUCCGGCACCUGGUUCAUUCUGUCCAAAAGCUCUUCACCAAGUCCCAUUCGCUGGAAGGACCAUCCAAGGGCAGCGUCAAUGGGGGGAAAGCAAGCCCGGAGGAGUCACAGACGAUGAGGUAUGGGAAGCGCAGCAAGAGUAAAGAAAGGCGAUCAGAAGGUAAGCCCAGAUCCAAUGCAUCGGGAUGGUGGAGUUCAGAUGACAACUUGGACAAUGAUGUUUGCAUUUAUCAUGGUCCCAGUGGGGUCAUGACCAUGGGAAGAUGCCCUGAUCGCUCUUCUUCCCAAUACUUUAUGGAAGCCUAUAACACUAUUAGUGAACAUACUGUGAAGUCCUCCAGAAGCAAUAAUGAUGUCAAAUGCUCUACCUGUGCAAACCUGCCUGUGAAUUUGGACUCCCAGUUAAUGAAGAAAAGCUCUUGGUCCUCUACAUUAACCGUGAGCAGAGCCCGUGAAGUUUACCAGAAAGCAUCAGUUAACAUGGACCAGACAGUGGUGAAGGCAGAGACGUGUCAGCAGGAACGGUCCUGUCAGUACCUCCAGGUUCCUCAAGAUGAAUGGACUGGCUACACUCCACGAGGAAAAGACGACGAGAUUCCCUGCCGCCGGAUGCGUAGUGGCAGUUACAUCAAAGCCAUGGGGGACGAUGACAGCGGAGACUCUGACACAAGUCCGAAGCCAUCUCCAAAGAUUGCUGCACGGAGAGAGAGUUAUCUCAAGGCCACCCAGCCAUCCCUUACCGAGCUCACCACCCUCAAGAUAUCCAGUGAACACUCGCCAAAGCUUCAGAUCCGGAGCCACAGUUACCUGAGGGCAGUGAGCGAAGUCUCCAUCAACAGGAGCCUGGACAGCCUGGACCCUGCAGGGCUGCUGACGUCCCCCAAGUUCCGCUCCCGCAACGAAAGCUACAUGAGAGCCAUGAGCACCAUCAGCCAGGUGAGUGAGAUGGAGGUGAACGGUCAGUUCGAAUCCGUCUGCGAGUCCGUGUUCAGCGAACUGGAAUCUCAGGCGGUGGAAGCGCUGGAUCUGCCUAUGCCGGGCUGCUUCCGCAUGAGGAGCCACAGCUACGUCAGAGCCAUCGAGAAGGGCUGUUCCCAGGAUGAUGAGUGCAUAUCGCUGCGGUCCUCAUCUCCCCCGCGUACAACCACCACGGUGAGGACCAUCCAGAGCAGUACUGUGUCAUCCUGCAUUACCACCUACAAGAAGACACCGCCUCCAGUCCCACCGAGAACUACCACCAAACCCUUUAUUUCCAUCACAGCCCAGAGCAGCACAGAAUCUGCCCAGGAUGCAUACAUGGAUGGCCAUGGACAGAGGGGAGAUAUCAUCAGUCAGUCUGGACUUAGCAACUCCACGGAAAGCCUGGACAGUAUGAAGGCACUGACAGCUGCUAUUGAAGCUGCCAAUGCACAGAUCCAUGGCCCUGCAAGCCAGCAUGUAGGGAACAAUACUGCCACUGUCACCACCACUACAACCAUUGCCACUGUUGCAGUAGAAGAUAGGAAGAAGGACCUCUUCAAGAAAAACAGAUGCUUAUCUAUUGGAAUACAGGUUGAUGGUGCUGAAGAAUCCACCAUACCAGGUGACAAUAAAGCAACCAGUAAGUUCCAGUCCAUAGGAGUUCAAGUAGAGGAGGAGAAGUGCUUUCGCAGGUUUACACGAUCUAAUAGUGUAACAACAGCUGUGCAAGCAGACCUGGAUUUCCAUGAGAACUUUGAAAUAAUCGACCCUCAAGAGGACAAUACAUGUUCUGGACAAAUAUCAAGACAGUUUUCCCGAGAUGCAAGCACCUCUACCGUUAGCAUACAAGGGUCAGGAAACCACUACCAUGCAUGUGCAGUGGAUGAUGACUUUGAGACAGAUUUUGAUCCAUCAAUUUUACCUCCUCCUGACCCAUGGAUUGACUCUAUUACUGAAGAUCCUCUGGAAGCUGUUCAAAGGUCAGUGUGCCCACGAGAUGGCCACUGGUUUCUGAAGCUACUUCAGGCAGAGAGAGAUCGUAUGGAGGGUUGGUGCCAACAGAUGGAGAGAGAAGAACGUGAAAACAACUUACCUGAGGACAUUCUAGGGAAAAUUCGAACUGCAGUGGGCAGUGCCCAGCUUCUCAUGGCUCAGAAAUUUUACCAGUUCAGAGAACUUUGUGAAGAAAACCUGAAUCCUAAUGCACAUCCACGGCCGACCUCCCAGGAUUUAGCAGGGUUUUGGGAUAUGCUGCAGUUGUCCAUAGAAAAUAUUAGUAUGAAAUUUGAUGAACUUCAUCAGUUAAAGGCCAAUAAUUGGAAACAGAUGGAUCCUCAUGACAAGAAGGAGAGAAGGGUCCCUCCUCCAGUGCCAAAGAAGCCAUCGAAAGGUCAGGUGCCACUCAUACGAGAACGCUCUCUGGAAAGCUCGCAGCGUCAAGAGGCCCGGAAACGGCUGAUGGCUGCCAAGCGCGCUGCAUCGGUCCGCCAGAACUCAGCUACCGAGAGCGCCGAAAGCAUUGAGAUAUACAUCCCCGAAGCCCAGACCAGGCUAUGAAGGGAUCCAACCGGGAGGACUCUCUCUGGCAAGACAAGCCUCAUGUAUAAUCUGCCCCUCUAGGCUCCUGCUCAAGGUCACCACGAAGUAUUUGUACCUCCUCCUCCUCCGCUCUCUCGCUCUCUCCCCCUCCUCUCCCCCUCCCCUCUCUCUGUACGCAGCUGCCCUGAUGCUCCCAGUGAACUCCACUGCCGUGGCGUAGUUGUCGGUCCUCCGAGAGAUGUCCUCUAAUCACCCUUGCUUUCUGAAGGUUCGCCCAUGUCAUCACGAUGCUUUGUCACAUGUACUGAUGCUGCCACUUUGCCUCAUGUAAACGAGCACGAUCCUUUUUUCUUUUCUGUUUGGGACAAAUAAACGCAGCACUCAGACUUCCACACACCCGCACACCUGUACAGUAGAUGCUCCAUUUAACUUACUCAUGAUCUUUAGUUGACCUAAAGCUAGUCUGUUACCCAGUGUACAGCAAUAUCAAACUGUAGGGGACUUUGGUAUUUUCAGUCAUGCAGGGUGAUCCUUUCAGACUCUGCCGUCUUCCUCACAAAAGAUGAAAGGACCUAUGACUCGGAUUCCCUUCUUUUUAUUACUGUUUUUUUUAAAGCAGAUGGCGCACUUUAUUCUAAACCUCCAAAUCACAUCUUCACCUGAAUUAAGGAGUCACAAAGGGGGAGGGAGCUGGGGUGGGAGCGGGGAGGGGGGGACGAAAAGAAACCCCACAGCUCUGGCAGGUGAAAAAGUGGAAGUAUAUCCCACAGGUGAGAUGGCGAGGGAUAUAAAAGAUCCUGUGGAAAGAUACCCGCACACUCACAGCUGUACAAACUGCCUCAUUUUUAUUUCAUCAAUCACUACUUAAACAUUUCAAUCAGCAGAAGAUUGUAAAUUCGAUCUUCCAGGGAAAUAAUCUAUUUUGAAAGGCAAUAAAAGAGUAAAAAGGAAGGAGAUAAGAAGCAAUGAUAGUUGAAGAGAUAAUAUAAAAGAAGGAUUUUCUUGUCCAAGUAUUAAGAAUUUUUAAAAUUGUACUGUAUUGUCAAUUCCUCUUGUAUUGUAUUGUAUGGAUUAUAUUGGUUAAAAAAAAAAAAAAAAAAAAAGCAAAAAAAAAAAGCUUGGUUUUGUUGAUGUCUUAAUCUCGGUGGGACCAUCCGAUCUCAUACGUCCAUGCAGCCACACACGGACACCUGUAGGUGAAUUACUGUACAUGGAGCCUCUGAUGCUUUUCCAGGCCAGGCUUGCUUUGCUCUAUCCACAGCUGGUUGUAUGCUACAGUUCAGACUGCUUAUCACCAAACCGUCCAUAUCUAGGAGUAAAUUUCUAAUUCAGCCUCCUCUUAAUAGUAUAAAGUACUCACUUGAACAAGAACAAUAGACUAUUUUUCACAAGUUAUGGGAUCAAUAUGAACUUAAUAUUUUUCACGACAAGCCUUCCUACCCUGGCUUCUGCCAUUGUUUUGCAAUCACAAAAAAUAUGCAUCCUAAGUAGCUCAUUAAUAGUGGGCGGAAAUGGCAGAUAAUAGGGCUGGAGAGGAGCCUGAAAGGUCAGCUCCUGUGUGUCUGUCCCCUCCAGCCACUUCUGGCUGGGGCAGGGGCCUGUCCUCCAGCUCCCCUGAUGAGGAAUGAUGCCGACCACGCUGCUACUGGAAUCUCUUGUGCCAACAUUAGGAAAGCUAUGUCAGGCAUGUUGCUGAAAGCGAGCUGUGUGCGAGCGUGUGAGCGUGUGAGUGCACACACGCGUGCCGGACUGGCACGUGCUGCUGCCAGCAGAAUUAGCGUGGGCUGCUCUGGGUGACAGGGCUGCUCUGGGUGACAGGGCUGCUCUGGGUGACAGGGCUGGUGCGAGCAGAGGAGCGCUGUGCAGUCCUCAGAGCAUGUGCAUCCUGCAGUGAUGUUUUCCAGACUCCUCUGCCGCUCCCUACGUGCUCUUCACGCCGUCUGCCAGGGCAGGGGUACGCGGAAGGCAGGCUGCUUUCUGCUCCCAGUGAGCACAGGGACAGCCCCACCAUGGAGGGGCACAGGUGGCAGCCCUUGCUGCACGCCACUGCUGGCUGGCUGUGCCCAUGGCUGCUCAACCUCCAUGGACAGUCCAACCAGUGAAAAACCCCACUGCACGUGUGGCGUGAUUCUGCAGCUUGCACUUAAAAGGCAUUGAAAAUCGUCAUCGAAAAGUUAAGGUCUUGUUAAAACUACUCAUUGAGACCAUGCCAGACAGCUUCUUUUCCUAUGACAUCAUAGCCAGGUGCUAAUUUAAUUUUAUUUGAGAAAAUAGGAGAGGUAAUAGGUUCUGGCACCAAGUAUUUUCAUGAGAGCAUACUAAAACCACUAGAGAAUUUGCUACCUCUCAAAGCCAUCGAUAUCUGAGCUAUGUCUUUAUAAACAGGGCACAAAUAUUUACUGCUGUGGUUUACAAGAUAAGGGCUAAUAAUUUAAUAUAUAAAAGACUUUUAACUAGAGUAAUCAGAAAUCCAGUGUAACUCUAGAGUGCUUGGUGUUACAGGAGCUUCAAAAGGUUUGACCCUCUUAGCGUUUGAAUACCAGUGUAUUUGCUAGUUUUGAAACACUGCGUUUAACUUUUAGCAGCAACAAAACAUCACCGUGUUUGCAGUAUGUAAUAGUGCCAACUGCCACUUUUGAGCAUAUAUAGUCAUAGGAAGUAUUAAUUAUUUGGAACUCAUUUGUACUGAAGUAUUCAAAGCAGUACCUAGGUGAGAGUCCACAUUCACAACUGUGUCGCAGACUUACUUAGUUUUUGUGAACGUUUUACGAAAGAUGAGUUAAGACUUUGGUUGACAAGUGGCUACAGAAAUUUAUAUCCAGUAAGUCCCCCCCUAAAAAAAGAAAAAAAGUGAAGACUAUCUAGUCUUGUACAUUACAAAUUGUUGUAUUUGUAUAUCAUAGAAUAUUUUUUGUAUCUAUUUUAAAUGAAUUUAUUCUUAGCUGAAUGCUUGUUAGUUCAUUUGGCACUGGAGAGGUUAUUAUAAUGUUUGCCUAGUUUUUUAGCAGAAUAUUAAAAAUACAGCCAAUACCAGAAAAUACAAAAUAAAAUAAUUCUGCCCAUAAAAUGCCACUAGUUGACCACUUGACUCAUUUACCAACACUAAUGCUAGUAUAUUUGCUCCAUCAUCUGUUUUAGUAUAAUUUGUAACUAUUUGUUUUUAGUCUAAACUGCCCAGUGUAUAUUAAAAAUGCCUAUAUUCUGUUUCACUUUGGGACUAAACUAUUGCUUUUUUUUUCCCUUGGGAGAAAUUUUAGAAAAGGUUGGUUUUGUUUCCUGCUUCAAAAGUUAAAAAACAAAAAAAAAAAGAGGUAUUUAUUAUAUUUUUUGCAGAUGUUUCCAUAAAAUUCUCAUAAUCUUUUUGUAAAGAAAGAUGAAGAAAUGGAUUAAAGAUUUUUAAUAUUUGAAAAGGUAAAUAGAAAUAAUUUAUUUGUAAUAUAUUUCAGUUUAUUUAUUGGUGUUCCCUUAAUGCUUUGAUGUGCACUAUCACUUUAAUUUGAAGUGUAUCUUUGUGAAUUUAUUGGGGGUUUUGGUUUUUUGUUUUGGUUUUUUUUUAAGGAAAAUGGUCAAAUGCAUAUUUUAAGUAGAAUGUAAAUCACUGGCCUACCUGCAUUCCCAAAUGUGAUUUUAAAAAUGUUUUUGAUUUGAAACAAAAGACACAAAUAUGAAAGCCUUUAGACAGAGGAGAGUGUUUUUAUGGCUUAAUGAUUUGGGUUUCCAUAGGAUUAUCUAUCUGGUUUGUGUGUGGACAGGAAAAUGUAAAUAGAUGAAUGUUUCCCAUAAUGUAAAAAGAGCAAAUUAAUAAAAUAAUUAAUGCACUGCU